Messenger RNA from Fimicolochytrium jonesii, 492 nucleotides. Its product is annotated as Ribonuclease/ribotoxin. The transcript has 3 exons. The record is from RefSeq and is a predicted model, not a curated record. Gene Ontology annotation, molecular function: RNA nuclease activity; RNA binding. Bases 1 to 492 code for a protein of 163 amino acids. NCBI's taxonomy places the organism in Eukaryota, Fungi, Chytridiomycota, Chytridiomycetes, Spizellomycetales, Powellomycetaceae.
AUGCUUUCAUCGUACCUUGCCCUGGCUCUCGCGGCAUCCGCCACCUUGAUCUCCGCCGCACCGGCCCACAUCGUAGCCCGCGACGAGUCGUGUGGGAACGUGAGCAUCAAAACCAAAGACAUCAAUGCCGCCCUCACAGCCGCCCACAAGUACCAGAACAACCCCAUCGGGCUCCUCAACGACUCCGAAUCCAACGAACCGUUCCCCGCCCCCACCACCGACUCCACCUCCUCCCCCACCGUAACCCUCACCCGCCGCUACGAGCCCUACCCGCACGGCUACGACAACCGCGAAGGCUUCCUCACCGGCAAAUGCGCGACCCAAUCCAACAACGGAAACACGUACGAGUUUCCCAUCAUUAGGGGCGGCGUGUAUAACGGCGGCAGCCCCGGGAAGUAUCGCGUGGUCUAUUACCCGAGUGGGGGGAGUAGCGUGCUUUGUGCUGUUGUUUAUCAUGGUGGAAACGGCAACACGUUCAAGAUCUGCCAUUAG